GUGGUAUUAGCAAAUAUAUGCCUGUUGUAUUGAGGACAUCUCUAAAUUUUAAGAUUGCAGGUCCAUUAUAAAGAUGGACAAAAAGAUUACAACUUUUGUCAAUAAACUGGAAUCUUUCUGUGAAUGCACCAUAUGCUUCAACACUUAUGAUGAAGAUUCACACGUACCACGAUUGUUGCCUUGCAAUCAUGCAUUUUGCACUGACUGUCUUGUGAAACAUUGUUCCAGCAAGAAAUUAAAUUGUCCUCUAUGUAACCAAACGCAUGGUAUCUUAAAUGAAGGCAUUCUGGCUUUCCCAAAGGACAAUAUACGUCGUGAAAUGAGAGAUUUAGUUACUGAUUUUGCCUCCAAUGUGCUGUGCUCCGACUGUCGGACAUAUGAUAGCAAAAGUCUUCUCUGCAUAGACUGUAACAUUAGAAUUUGCAGUUUAUGCUCUUCUGAGAGAUUGAAAAAUAUAUGUCAAGCUCACAAAAUUGAUGGCAUCAGUGAUUCUCCAGUACAAUUGGAUGAUUUACCAGAAAAAAAUAUAUCUUCACAAGUCUGCCUUUUGGAUGGACAUGAAAAAAGUCAGCUUAUUUUUUACUGUACAAGCAAAUCAUGCUGCAAGCCUGUCUGUCUUAUGUGCAUAUCUGAGCAUCAUAAAACUCAUACUUUCAAAACUAUUCAUGAUGUAUACUUAAUUCGGAAACACAAUAUGCAAAGAAUUUGUCUUGAGACAAAGGAAAAACUAAUAAAGGCUCGGAAAAUAUUGUCAAAAAUUUGUAAAAAGCGUACAGCUUUGAUGGCGUGGGACAGAAGAAGCAGGGAAAAUUUAGAAGCUACCGUUAAAAAAGGAAAUCUGUAUCUAAUUGAAUGUGAGCGUAACGCAAAAUGGAAUAUUUCGAAGAAAUAUUCAGCACAGUCCAAGUUUAACAAAACUCACAACGUACUUUUAUAUCAAAGAGAAUUUCAAGAUUUUAGAUGGUUACACAAUAAAAUGCUCGCAAAAAUUCAUUUGGCAUCAGUCGUAAAAGAAGAAAUGUCUUUUCUACAAAAAUAUAAGAAUCAAGAAAUGUUGAAAAAUUCUAAUAACCUCAGAAUCAGGUUAAGUUUUAUCAAUAGAGACCUAUGUUUUCUCAGGAAUUUCAUUGAUAAUGCUUCACAUUGUUGCUCGACUUCAGAUCAAAUAUUAGCAACGCAAAAUGAAGUUGAUUUUUUGAAUCAAGAAAAUUCCCUUGCCUUACUGUUGAUCAGUUUCACUGAGGUAGAUAUCGAACGACGUGUUGAAAAGCUAUCACCUACUGAAGAACUUGGAAUGAAAAGGGGAUCUAAAUAUUUAGAAUCUAUGAUUGAUGAAAUUAUGAAACUGCCAGACUUUCUUCAGGGAGAUACAGAUGAAGAAAACGUGUCCAAACAUACUGGAUUUACUGAACAGGAUCUAUUGCUAAUCGUUGUCUGUGUAGGCGGUGUUGCAUAUUUUCUGAACAUUUUGCGUCUUCUCCUAUAUUUAUAGGAUUAAAAUAUUACAUGUGGACACUUACUUUUCAAUGUGCAUCUAAAUUGAGAUCAACUUUUA
Saccostrea cuccullata (small rock oyster) is the source of this 1555-nucleotide messenger RNA. RefSeq names its product E3 ubiquitin-protein ligase TRIM33-like. The coding region runs from base 74 to 1492 and encodes 472 amino acids. NCBI's taxonomy places the organism in Eukaryota, Metazoa, Mollusca, Bivalvia, Ostreida, Ostreidae. The transcript is spliced from 3 exons. Gene Ontology annotation, molecular function: zinc ion binding. The record is from RefSeq and is a predicted model, not a curated record.